CACCUGGGAAUUCACGUCGAAAAAACCCCAUUUCUGUCGACUAAAGUCCGGAACGAAGGUCAUGCGUUGAAAACUUUCGGCGGGACCGGAGCGGAAAAUGUACACGACGGAGCGCAGGCGCAUGAGCUGGCGCGAGCCGAAGAGGAAGGAGCGCCUGUGGAUGUCGGCUGGAAGUUUGUGGCAGGACUCCCUGGUGCUGGAGCUGAGCAGCAGCAGCGUCGCUUCGGGUAAACAGAACAUUUCCCCGCGGAGUCGGACCAGAGCCGUGUCCGUGGCGUACAUCGUGAGCGAGGACGCGUCCGUCCCGCGCACGGAGGAGAACUUGUCCCUGACGUGCCUGAAGGAAGCGUGCGCGGACGCACACGCCUGUUUACAAACCAUUUCGUUUGAGAGGAUAUCGGCGGGAACCACGGACGUCCUGGAUAGUUUCUACAACGCAGAUGUGGCGGUGGUGGAGAUGCGGGACUCCUUCUGCCAGCCGUCCCUCUUCUACCACCUGGCAGUGCGGGAGAGCUUCAGCAUGACCAACAACAUCAUCCUGUACUGCUUCAAGCAGGACGGGGAUCUGCAGGCUCUCAACACCUGCCUGGAGCAGUGUGGGAGUUACACCUUCAUUCCUUACGUGGUGUCGCCUCAGGGCAAAGUGCUAGCCUGCGAUGCUACGAUGAUGUCAUGCAUCAAAGAACUGAUGCAGCCCAGUAUCCAGCUGGAGCCCAUUCUCACUCCGCUGGUGGACAGACUGGUGCACCUGCUGAACAACGUGCACGUUCAGUCCAGCGAAUACUUCCGGGAGUCGGUCAGGCACGAGAUCCGAACGGCACGGGAGCGGUUCAGUGGCAAAGCCCUGAGUGAGGAGCUGAGCCGCAUCCAGCAACGCUUGGACAGUGUCGAUCUGCUCACUCCUGAUAUCGUCCUGAACCUGAUGUUGUCCUAUAGAGAUGUUCAGGACUAUGAUGCCAUGAUUAAAUUGGUGGAAAAUCUGAAUAAUUUGCCCAUGUGUCAGGUGGCAAAACAUCAGAAUAUCAAGUUCCACUACAUAUUUGCUCUGAACAGGAGGAAUCACUCUGGAGAUCGUGAAAAGGCCUUAAAAGAAAUUCUGCCGAUUGUGGAGUCUGGUGAAAAGGUGGCGUCAGAUGUGUACUGUCUGUGUGGACGGAUCUACAAAGACAUGUUCAUGAGCUCAGGGUUCACUGACACCAACAGCAGAGACCAGGCCUGCUACUGGUAUGAAAAAGCGUUUGCGACAGAGCGAACUUUUCACUCGGGUAUCAACAGCGUGGUGCUCCUGAUGGCGGCUGGACACGAAUUUGAGACGUCUAUUGAGCUGCGCAAAAUAGGUGUGACCAUAAGCACACUGCUUGGUAGAAAAGGCAGCUUGGAGAAGAUGAAGGACUACUGGGACGUUGGCUUUUAUCUUGGUGCAAACAUCCUUGCUAAAGAGCACAGGAAGGUCAUUGAAGCGUCAGAGAAGCUCUAUCGAAUCAAGGCCCCCGUUUGGUAUUUGGAGUCCAUCAUGGAGACGUACAUUCUGUACCGUCAGUUUGCUAAACCGCCUGAGGAGAGAUCUCCCAAACAAGAUAUAGUGGACUUCUGGUUGGAGCUGCUUUUGCAGUCCUGCAAACCCACCGUCUCAACAAAACGCUGCCCAGUGCUCAUUCUGGAGCCGAGUAAAGUCCUCCAGCCGGCUGUUGUGAGUGUGAGUGAGGAGGACGUGAGCCGCACUGUUCAGCUGAAGCAUGUCACACCUUUAAAGAAAGGUUUACACCAGUGGACUUUUCCAGCAACUGCGAUUCGGGGAGUGAGUGUGUCAAAGAUUGAUGAGCGGAGCUGCUUUCUGUACGUCCACUACAACUCUGAUGACUUCCAGCUUUGCUUCCCCACUGAGAAUCAUUGCAAUGGUUUCUGUGAUUCAGUGAACUCCCUGCUCCACCAGGCUGAAGACUCAACUCAGGACCCACAGCAACAAAGUGAGGAAAUACCCGAGUACAUUUACGAGACCAAUGAGACCGGCAAUAAGGUGGUUCUCGGGAAGGGGACGUAUGGUGUGGUGUAUGCUGGGAGGGACCUGAGCAACCAAGUCCGCAUCGCCAUCAAGGAGAUCCCCGAGAAGGACAGCACAUACUCCCAGCCCCUUCAUGAGGAAAUAGCUCUGCACAAAAGGCUCAAACACAGGAAUAUUGUUCAGUAUCUCGGCUCAGUCAGUCAGGACGGUUUCAUCAAGAUCUUCAUGGAAGAAGUACCCGGAGGCAGUUUGUCGUCUCUUCUACAUGCUAAAUGGGGUCCUCUAAAAGACAAUGAGCCCACCAUCAUCUUCUACACCAAGCAGAUCCUCGAAGGGCUCAAAUACCUGCACGAUAAUCAGAUCGUCCACAGAGACAUUAAGGGGGACAAUGUGCUGAUUAACACCUACAGUGGAGUGCUGAAGAUCUCAGACUUUGGAACAUCGAAGCGACUAGCAGGGAUUAACCCGUGCACCGAAACCUUCACUGGGACUCUUCAGUACAUGGCUCCAGAGAUUAUAGACCAAGGACCUCGAGGUUAUGGGAAGCCUGCAGACAUCUGGUCCCUGGGGUGCACGAUUAUAGAAAUGGCAACAGGCAAAACACCCUUUCAUGAGCUGGGAAGUCCUCAGGCAGCCAUGUUUAAGGUUGGCAUGUUUAAGAUCCACCCAAAUGUUCCGGAGUGCAUGUCCGAUCAGGCCAAGGGCUUCAUCAUGCGGUGCUUCGAGCCAAAUCCAGACCACAGAGCCACGGCUGCAGAGCUGCUCAUGGACGCCUUCCUCAGGUCGUCUCCCAGGAAGAAGCCUAAAACUCAGCAGGAGUUUGAACCUAAAGAUUCAGACCAUGCCGCUGAUUAUCACCGUAGCUUGUCUGUGCCCAUCUCCAUCCUUGUGGAGGACACUGAAUUGUACUCGGGCCCUGUUGACUUGGCUUGUUCGCUGGACCUCAGAAGGCACCAGUCAGCCCUCAGAGUGGAUGACGUCUCCCAAAGCCCCCCCUCCACCAACAGCUUUCUGUCAAUACCCGACGACUCAGCGUUAGACAUGUGCAGUCCAGCCUCGACGGAGGAGAGUAUCGGACUUUUCAUGCUGCGCAAGGAUAGCGAGAGGAGAGCGACGCUCCACAGGAUUCUCACAGAUGACAUCAACCAUGUCGUCUCUAAUAUACAAGAGUCUUUGCCUCAGAAUGAUGAGGGGUCAUCACUGAAUGCAGACCACAUCGUCAGCCUUAUCACCUGUUUGCGGGACAACAUCCAGUCUCCAGACAGAAAGCAGCUGACCUCUGGCCUUCUGGAUCUUCGCUCUGCUCUUUUAGCUGCAGCAAUACCUUUGAACAGCCUGCAGGUGGUGCUCUUUAACUUCCAGGAUGCAGUGAAGAAGGUGUUGAAGCAACAACUGGUGAAGCCUCACUGGAUGUUUGCUCUGGACAACCUGCUGAGACAGGCAGUUCAGGAUGCCAUAACUGUCCUACUACCAGAGCUGAAACUCCAUCUGCAGUCGUCGUUUGAGGCCGAAGACCUCAACUCGGACAAGCAGGCCGCAGAUCCAAGUCCUCCGGUAGUUUCAGUUCCUGACCAGCUGGUGGCGCCAGCAGGACUUGUAUCUGGGCAUGGGUCUCCAGUCAGUUCUACCUCCUCUACUGAUGUCAUCAUUGUCAGCACCUCUGCCAUCAGCGAGAAACUGAGGGCCGUGCGAAAAGAGACCAGCAGGCUGUUGGAGCAGCUGAGUGAGAAGGAGCGAGAGUACCAGGAGCUGCUGAGGAGCUCCGUCCAGAGGAAACAGGAACUGAUCGAUGCACUGAGGAGAUCAGCUGCCGAAGGUGAGUUGUCCUCGAAGAAGUUCUUGAAUGUAGAGAUAAGAAGUUUGGUUCACUGGCUCAAGUCUGUCCCGGUGGAUCAGGACACUAUUGAUAAGUUGCUCUCUCAUCAGUUCACCUUGGACUGUCUCCUCAACAUGGCCUCCAGGGACGACCUGAUGUACUGCGGCUUAAGAGGCGCCAUGCUGUGUCGAGUCUGGACGGCCAUGACGGCUCACAGGAGAACCCGUCUUAGCACGCACAAGGAGGAAGGCGAGGACACUCACCUCUAAUGGCUGCUGAUGCUGUGCAUCAAAGGACAGCUUCACUGACAGGCGGGUCCUGUCUGAUCUGCAGGAAACCAAGCGUCACACAAAGCAGGAAGGCUAUUACUAUCUGUGAAUGUAGUUUUACUUCUUUUUUUUAAUUUCACUGAC
This is a messenger RNA of Nematolebias whitei (Rio pearlfish), 4231 nucleotides long. RefSeq names its product mitogen-activated protein kinase kinase kinase 5. Bases 98 to 4087 code for a protein of 1329 amino acids. Lineage: Eukaryota; Metazoa; Chordata; Actinopteri; Cyprinodontiformes; Rivulidae. Gene Ontology annotation, molecular function: ATP binding; MAP kinase kinase kinase activity. The record is from RefSeq and is a predicted model, not a curated record. The transcript has 28 exons. Gene Ontology annotation, biological process: cellular response to stress; protein phosphorylation; MAPK cascade.